UUUAAUUUUUCAGCACCACUGCACCAAUGAUGAAUAGUCCUGUAAUAAUUGAGGAAUCUUUGUGUGAUGGAGAACUUCACAACUUGCUAAAAAGGACAAAAUUUAAAGUCAGAACUUCCUCAACGACUCCAUAUUAUAGUUGUGUCUUUCCUGUGAGCUCUGUUGUGUUCAUUAUCAGGACAUUCACAACCACAAAUUUGGAAAGCAAAAACAUUGAGACAAAGAAGUUUCUAAACGGAAUAGAUAAGUCUCUGAACCUACAUUACAAGCAAUAUGUAUUUCUGUUGGCACCGUUAUUUGGAAUGGAAGAGCUUACUACUCUAAAUGAAUUACAACAAAGAUAUUUAAAGACACCACUUGAGUUCAUUCCUGCUCAUAAUAAUGCAGAAUGCCUCACUGCAAUGAUUGACAUUGUCAAGAUUAACUGCUCACCUGCAAGUGACAUUGUUAAAGAAAGAUAUGUAUCUGCUAUGAAUAGACACAUUUCAGAAGAAGGAGUUAUGCAUAUUCUAAAGAAAUCGGAGUUUUCUGAUCAUGAGGUUGCUGUGGCUAUACAUGGCUGUGGCAGUUUACGAUCAUUAGCUCUUUCCAAUCCACAGAAAGUGAUCAACCAGACCAGUUUGGGAAGCCUUCAUUCAUCAUUGUUAAUAGAAUUUCUUUCAAAAAAGUACUAAAAGUUACUA
Molecule: messenger RNA, 683 nt
Organism: Amphimedon queenslandica
Lineage: Eukaryota; Metazoa; Porifera; Demospongiae; Haplosclerida; Niphatidae
Exons: 5
Coding region: 27-674 (215 amino acids)
Biological process (GO): reciprocal meiotic recombination; synaptonemal complex assembly
Cellular component (GO): chromosome
Source: RefSeq, a predicted model, not a curated record